CAAUAAGAUUGUUUAUUGAACAUAUUAUUUGAGCGAGGAUUGUAUAUAUCCGUUGUUGUUCAUAUUAUAUUGCCUAUUCAAUAUUCAUAGUCAUUAGUCCAUACUCCAUACUCUAUAAAUACUAGAUAAUAGGAAUUAAAAGCUUGUUCAGAGCAAAGUUUUGUAUUGAAUUAUUAAUUUAAAAUGGCUAGUGAAGAAUAUACUGGUAAACCAUACAAAAUAAUUGAUUCAAAGCGUGAACACAAAAUUGGUAUCGUGGCAACUUCAUUAUCAGAUUUUAUGACUAAAGCACAACAAAAAUUUGACAUAAGUGAAACCAUUAAAGUUGUUCUUGAAUCUGAUGGUACUGAAAUUGACGAAGAAGACUACUUUGACACCUUGGAAAAUAAUACAUUAAUUAUGAUUUUAAGACCUGACCAAAAAUGGAGUCCAUAUAAUGAUAUAAGCAUUAAAUUUACUGAUGAUCAAAUUGAUGGCACACAAAGUUUAAACAGUUUGAUUCAACGCCUGCAAAAUGAUAUAGGUCAAAUAGCAUUCUUGGGUGGUUGCGAUCUUGAACUUUUAUCUGAUAUGGAUCCAGACGGUUUGGUUGAUAUGGCAUUUGACAGGUCAUUUCUAGAUCAAAUCAAAGAAGCUAGUGGACGCUUUCUUCAUGAAAAACGAGAAGCUCAAGAUGCAAUCAAUUUGCUCAAACUCUACCAUGCCUCGACAAUCGGUCAAAAUUCAUCUAAGAAAAACUGCUUUACAAUUACUCUGAAAAACUAAGUGGGAAAUUUGUAUAAAGAAAGAAAAAUGUCAAUGCAGUUAAUUGUAUUUUUCUUUUUUUAAAUUGUAUUGAAAGU
Messenger RNA from Melanaphis sacchari, 842 nucleotides. Its product is annotated as DNA fragmentation factor subunit alpha-like. NCBI's taxonomy places the organism in Eukaryota, Metazoa, Arthropoda, Insecta, Hemiptera, Aphididae. The record is from RefSeq and is a predicted model, not a curated record. The coding region runs from base 184 to 765 and encodes 193 amino acids. Gene Ontology annotation, biological process: apoptotic process; regulation of apoptotic process. The transcript has 5 exons.